This is a messenger RNA of Striga asiatica, 735 nucleotides long. The record is from the annotation of a GenBank genome assembly. NCBI's taxonomy places the organism in Eukaryota, Viridiplantae, Streptophyta, Magnoliopsida, Lamiales, Orobanchaceae.
GAUGUUUAUGUUUAUUACCUGUUCUCUAUGAAAUAUGAAUAGGUCCUUACCAUGGUGGGAUUUGGAAAAUCAGGGUAGAGCUUCCUGAUGCUUAUCCAUACAAAUCCCCAUCAAUAGGAUUUAUUAACAAGAUUUAUCACCCAAAUGUUGAUGAAAUGUCGGGCUCCGUUUGUUUGGAUGUUAUUAAUCAGACAUGGAGCCCUAUGUUUGAUUUGGUGAAUGUGUUUGAGGUAUUUUUGCCACAACUACUUUUGUAUCCAAAUCCAUCUGACCCGUUGAAUGGUGAGGCUGCAGCUCUAAUGAUGCGUGACCGGACUGCAUAUGAGCAACGAGUUAAAGAAUAUUGUCAAAAAUAUGCCAAGCCGGAAGAUAUAGGUGCUCCCGAAGAAGAGAAAUCAAGCGAUGAUGAGAUGAGUGAGAACGAAUAUGACUCUAGUGACGAGGCCAUUGUUGGGAAAGCUGAUCCAUGAAAGUCCUUCACAAUCUUUUUGGCUCAUCCAUCUAAUUGUUGUUGUACAUUAAUAUUACAGUCUAAUCUCUAUUCGAGAUCUACUUAUUGCACAUAGUUAGAAAGAAAUAACAAUUCAUUUAUAUGGAUGCAAGUGAAAAUGAAUCGUACCUCAUUCGUAAGUCUCGCGUGAUGUAAGUGUAUGUAUUGUCUUGUCCAACAACUCGUUUCACAUUGUCUACAAGCUCGAAUGUGUGCUGGUAAUGUAUGGAUCUGUAUUUUCGAUC